GAUCGUUAAAGGAGGGAGAGAGAGCGGCAGAGCGUUUCGUACUGAAGUUAUUUAAAGUAAAAGGAAGUUUUCUUCCCGACAAAUAUUUUUUUUUAAGUGGGAAAAGACAUACCAGAAAGGCAUUUUACAUAGCUAAACGGAAUGCGAGAAAUCUGGAAACCACACCUACAUUCUGUCCGAACAAGUAAAUCAAGUUAUAUUAGCGGAUGUUGACGUAGCUUUGUCACUUGGAGACAGGCUGCUGGUCCCACUCUAGUGAUGUCAUCGUCGUGGUGGGAGCCAGAGCCCCCACGGGUCGCAAAUGGUACCUCUCCCCCUGGCUUCCUGGAAGACACCGACUGCUUCAACUCCUCACAGAGCACGGUCCUAGCAGGACUCGAAUUUGGAGGAGUGCCAGUUGUCCUGCUGAUCGACUUCUGUGUCUUUGUGGCACUGCUGUUCCUCUUCUUCAUUAUCAGGAAGCAUUUCUGGGACUACGGCCGUUUAGCUUUGGUCACAGACAAUGAAGGGUUCACUGGCUCAUCACACCGCCGCUAUGGACGUAUGACAUCCACUGGAUCCAACGCAGAGGACCCCGAGUAUGACUUUGGAUUCUGUUCUUGGCUGCAGUACUUCUUCACACUAGAUGAUGGAAAGAUAAAAGCCAAGUGCGGCAUGGAUGCUGUUCACUACCUGUCCUUCCAGCGUCAUCUGAUUGUCCUGUUGGUGAUCCUCACUGUUUUGUCCAUCUGUGUCAUACUGCCUGUCAACAUGACUGGAGACCUUCUGAAAAAUGAAACACAGAAGUUUGGACAGACAACUAUUGGGAAUCUUCAAAAGGGAAGCAACCUGCUAUGGCUGCACACAGUGUUCGCAGUUGUCUACCUGAUUCUGACAGCAUUACUGCUGCAGCGUCACGUGUCACAAAUGAAGGGCAUGCGCAGAGAGACAGCCAGAAACACCUUGUUUGUGUGUUCACUCCCUAAAGAAGCAACAGAAGAAGAUAUAAAGACCCAUUUUGCAGAGGCGUACCCUUCCUGUCAAGUGUGUACUGUCACCUUGGCAUAUGACGUGGCCAAACUCAUGUACCUUGAUAAGGAAAGAAUACAUGCUGGAAAAAACCUGUGGUACUACGAGCAUGUCCUAAAUAAAAAAGGACAACGUGUGUUCAUCACUCCCCGUAUGUGUGGCCAUUUAUGUUGCUGCACCAGCUGUGUCAAGGUUGAUGCCAUAGAGUAUUAUCGUGGGAAAGAAAGGCUCCUGCUGGAAGAGGUGAGACAACAGGCAGAAGAAGCUCCACAGCGCCCCCUGGGGAUUGCUUUUGUCACCUUACAGAAUGAGGCUAUGGCCAAAUACAUUCUGAAAGACUUCAAUGCAGUCGAGUGUGGUAAUAAGAACUGCUGUUGUGGAGUUCAGCGCCAGCCAUCAUCCAAAAGCGAAAUCCUGAAAGUGAACAAGUGGCGGGUCGGUUUUGCACCACAUCCCAAGAAUGUGUAUUGGGAAAAUCUCUCAGUGCGGGGUUUUUGCUGGUACCUUCGCUAUGUGAUGCUAAAUGUAUUCCUUUUCAUCCUGCUGACCUUAUUCACGACCCCCACCAUCAUUAUCAACAUCAUGGACAAGUUUAACGUGACCAAGCCCAUCUACUAUCUCAAUAGUCCCGUCAUCAGUCAGUUCUUCCCCACGCUCCUGCUGUGGACCUUCUCUGCGCUGCUGCCCACAAUAGUGUACUAUUCUACACUGGGAGAGGCACACUGGAGCAGGUCCAGUGAGCAGCUGAGCAUGAUGCGUAAGCUCUACUUUUUUCUACUCUUCAUGGUACUUCUCCUCCCCUCACUCGGACUCACCAGUCUUGCAGUGUUCUUCCGCUGGCUGUUUGACAAAACAUUUCUCUCUGGUGGGAAACUGAGAUUUGAGUGUGUGUUUUUACCCGACCAAGGGGCAUUUUUUGUCAAUUACGUGAUUGCAGCAGCCCUCGUGGGCUCUGGGAUGGAGUUGUUGCGGUUGCCAGGGUUACUGCUUUACAUGAGCCGUAUGAUGAUUGCGCGCUCUGCUGCUGAAAGAAAAUACGUCAGAGAGAAUCAGGCCUAUGAGUUUGAAUACGGAGCCAUGUACGGCUGGAUCCUUUGUCUGUUUACUGUGAUCAUGGCUUACAGCAUCAUUUGUCCUAUAAUAAUGCCUUUUGGUCUCCUGUACAUGUCGCUGAAAUACCUGGUGGACAGAUACAACCUGUACUUUGCUUACCUGUCUGCUAGAAUAGACCGCCAGGUUCACUUAGAAGCUGUGAAUCAAGCUCUGGGCGCGCCCAUCAUCUGCCUAAUAUGGCUUUACUUUUUUUCUGUCCUUAGAACAGGCUUCUGGACACCCACAUCUCUGUUCACCUUGGUGAUCCUGUGUAUCACCAUUUUGAUCUCUCUCAGCUACACUUGCUUUGGCUUUUUCAAGUACCUCAGUCCACUCAACUAUGUGGUCAAGGAGGAGGACGAGGAUCCAGCAGAGGGCGUGGACGAAAACGCUUUGGUUUACCUUCCCAGAGUGCUUGACCCUAAAUCACCUGCCAGCAUCCCGCAAAGUGGUAAUCAGCAGCAGCAGUCUUAUGGUUCUUUGGAUGACACCACAGCACACAGCUUCAGAGCAGAAGACAAAAACAUGGAAGAUUCCAAAAGUGAGUCAAGCCCUCGAAGUAAAGAUGCUGAUUUGUCUUGAUUGUAAGUCUGCUUCUUCAAAGAUCUAAAUCCAGGAGAUCCUGUUGAUUCCAGGGGCUUCCACAGACCAGCACCUAUGAUGUUACAAAAGUAUAACUUAUUUAAUUUCUUCUGUGGGAUAAGUUUUAAGGUAUCAGGGAAAAUGUCUAGCUCAUUUUGAAAUGACUUUUAUGGAUGGAGCUUUUCUUGGAGAUCUAGAGAAUCAAUUUGACUGUAUAGAUAGGAAGCAGGAUUUUAAUAUUAAUGUGAUAAAGAACAAUUAAUUGUUUAACACCUCACUGAUAAGGACCUACUCACCAAGUAAUGCUAUAUCAAUUAAAAGAGCCCAUAUUAUGCUUAUUUUAUUUUGCAGGUCUAUAGGAGAGCUUUAUAUGCUUUAAUGUUUAAAAACAAAUCACUAUUAUUUACUGUAAACCUCUGAGCUUUUCUCUCUUUAAUUCUCCCCUCCCGAAAAGCCCGGUCUGCUCUGACCAAUCAACUAGCAUGGCAGAGGCAACUACCAAAAAAGACUGUGUUGUUUCUAACUUUGUCUUUGUGUGACCAUUUUACACAUUUAAAUACAGCUGAAAGGUUAAAAAGGCCUCAAAGUGACAGCUGGUUUACAUCACCCUGGGCUGCCUUUCAAUCAUUAUUUCAUGCUUGUUUGAGAACAGAAACAGGAAAAUACUUAAACGAGAACGAUUGGAAAUGUAGCUGUAUGUAUGAGUACAUGAAGGAGCAUAGCAAACUUAUUAGCUACACAGCAUGCUAAUAUACAGACAUUUUCUCACUGUUGAGGGGAAAAAAAGAAAGAAAUUUAUAGGGUCUUUGUUCACCGUUGCAGCCAGCAACAGAAUAUUUGAGACAUUUUAGCCGUACAGUUAGCAGAACUGACUCCGGCUGGACUAUGAUGGUGAACCAGACACAACUAGAUUUAUAUGAGGCAGCAUGUCGAACCAUCCUCUAGGUGUAGCUGAAGGGGACUCUAAAAGAAUAAUAUGGGCACUUUGAAAUAAAAGCCAUAAUGUUUGCAAAAGAACACCAGAAUUUAUUUCUUGCACAUACUGAUUUAUGCCUGCUACACAAAUACCAAAGGGAAGGAUUUUUUUUUAUUGCUAGAGCACUUGCCAAGGGGAUACCCUUAAUAUUGCACUUUUUGUAUUUUUCUUGUCUUUACUAUAAAAACAAACAAAAAAAAAAACUUCCUGUUUUAAAUUUUGUAAUAACAUAAAUUCUGCAGGAGUUUGAAACCAAAACAAUGUUUUGACUGUUGCAACCAUUAUUUACAUUGUUGUAUAAGGUCAGAUAACCGUAUUUCUGAAUGAAUGUUAUAAACAGGUCAGCGUCUGUGUCGAAUGUAAAUAUUCAUUUAACAAAGAAUAAAAUCAGAAUCAAAUCAUUAAAGAAAAAUUGUUCA
Messenger RNA from Archocentrus centrarchus (flier cichlid), 4077 nucleotides. It is a transcript of the gene tmem63a, whose product is annotated as transmembrane protein 63A. The transcript is spliced from 23 exons. Gene Ontology annotation, cellular component: plasma membrane. Lineage: Eukaryota; Metazoa; Chordata; Actinopteri; Cichliformes; Cichlidae. Bases 259 to 2682 code for a protein of 807 amino acids. The record is from RefSeq and is a predicted model, not a curated record. Gene Ontology annotation, molecular function: calcium-activated cation channel activity; nucleic acid binding.